Saccharomycodes ludwigii is the source of this 2172-nucleotide messenger RNA. RefSeq names its product putative aspartic endopeptidase (gene YPS7). Gene Ontology annotation, molecular function: aspartic-type endopeptidase activity. Bases 1 to 2172 code for a protein of 723 amino acids. Gene Ontology annotation, biological process: proteolysis. Lineage: Eukaryota; Fungi; Ascomycota; Saccharomycetes; Saccharomycodales; Saccharomycodaceae. The transcript has a single exon. The record is from RefSeq and is a predicted model, not a curated record.
AUGUCUUCAUAUAACAACCCAACCAUAAUGUUGUCCAUAUGUGAAAUACUUAUUCUACUACUAUCAUUUUCAUCACCAAUAUUCACAAAAGGUUUAACCACCAACAACAACUCUUUAAUUCCAUAUAUCCAGGUUGGUAAAGAUAUAACAAGUCUAUAUUAUGUAAAUGUGACACUUGGUACUCCAGGUCAACAGCAGGUGUUAAGAGUGGAUCUAGGCCAACCAUAUGUAUGGGUUGUAUCGGAUGGUUUUUACAUUGAAAAUGAAAUAUUGGAGUGUGAAUGUUUCGCAGCUUCUACAUAUUAUAGCAAUCAAAGUUCCACCUCCAUAUUAUUGGAUUAUGGUAAGAUUUGGAAUAUGUAUUUUAUCAAUGAUAUUCACAUUGAUGGUUCUGCAUACAUGGACACUUUGGAUUUCCCAAAUGUGGAAUAUUUAUCCAGUUCUACUUCUAGCGUUAAUAAAAAUAUUACCGAUAAUAGCACACAAUCGGUCAGUUUGAACUCCAACAGUAUUCAGAUUACUGAAUUUGGGUUCAUUAAUGCAAAUUUUUCGGAUUAUAUAGAUGGUGCAUUAGGAUUAAGUGGCAACAUAGUUAACAGUGAACUAGACACAGAUUCCAGCAAUUUCAAUGAAUCCUUUAGUUUUUUAAAUAGUUUGGUGGUUAGUGGUACAAUAGAAUCAAAAUCUUUUUCUUUAUGGCUAGGAGCCGAUUAUAACACAAAUUAUAGUGCAGUAGAUAAUAGUGCCACAUAUGAUUACUCUUUAGACAGCAUCGGAAUGUUGUUAUUGGGUGGUGUGGACCCUGCAUUGUAUACUGGUAAUUUUAUUAAAUUUGAUACAAUCUCCUUUUACAACGAAACAUCGAAGAAUACAACCAAUGGUUAUCCAAUUAUCCCAUUAACAAAGGUCAGUGUUACUGCAGAUUCAGGCGUUUCUUUAAAUUUAACUGCGGACAGUUUUGUUGAACCUGUUUUCAUUGAUAGUAGAUAUACCUUUAGUUUUUUGCCAUUGGACGUUGUUAUUGAGCUAGCUAUCCAGACGAAUGCAUUUUUCAUUAAAUCUUUGGGAACUUGGGUAGUUAGUUGUGAUUUGGGCAACAUCAAUGCGACUGUAAACUAUGAAUUUGGAGAUUUAAGUAUUGACAUCCCACUAGGCGACAUAAUUACCGAUAGCUAUGACCCAGAAAUCGGACAAGAUUUACAUUUUGCUGAUGGAACGAAAGCUUGUUUUUUAAAAGUUGUUCCGAACACAUACAUAGGGUAUAGUGUAUUGGGUACCUCUUUUUUGAAAAACGUGUAUUUUGCAGCUGACCUUGAAGAUAAUACGGUUGCCUUGGCACAGGCUAAGAAAAUGGAGAGUGUUGACGGUGAGCAAGAAACCCCCGAGGGCAAAAAUAUUGUUUUGAAAGAAGACAGUGCCAGCGGAAGCUCCACCGGUGUUGCUACGUCAACGGGCGAAGUCGCCUUCAUCAGCUCAGGACAUAUACCAUAUGCCACAUAUAACAACAUCACUGCGUUAUAUUCUGGACUAACUCUUACCAUUCUAGAAACCAAAUCGUCUAACAGUCUGGCUAACGCAUUUCCUGCAAAUGUACAGGCGGGGACUAUUUUUUCGGACGGUGAGGUGCUGACGGGGAAAAGUUUAUUUGCCACGACAACUAGUAGUACGUCAAGCAGUGUGUCAUAUGUGGUGGUAUCCUCUGGUGGCACCACAAUAACCUCUACUAUCGGAAAAAACACAGGUACAACGGGUGUCACGGGUAGUAGCAACUCCGCAGUUUCCAGUGUGUCAUCUAGUGUAAAUAGCCUUGUUUCGACUAUAAUUGUAUCGUUAUCUACCGAAACCAGCUCUGAUAAAACAUACACAUAUACAUUUAUAACUACUGUGGAUGCGAUACAAUCUGUUGAGUCUUAUAUGGUUACCACUGACGGUACCUCAUACUUAAGUUAUAUUACAAUCAUUUUGACUACGUUGUCUAGCAUGGUUGAUACAACGAAUGGAACGUCUACCAGUGCCAGACAGAAUGUGAAUGCCAAUUAUGGGAAUAAAAUGGCAGUUCCCCUUUUGCAACAUACACAUGGAGAUAAUAUUAUGGAGCUUAGAUCUAAUGGUGGAAUGAUUUUAUUGUUGGUGCUUGUGGUUGUAUUUGUUGCUCUUAUUGGUAUUGUUUGA